This is a messenger RNA of Aspergillus eucalypticola CBS 122712, 1371 nucleotides long. Its product is annotated as MFS general substrate transporter. Gene Ontology annotation, biological process: transmembrane transport. NCBI's taxonomy places the organism in Eukaryota, Fungi, Ascomycota, Eurotiomycetes, Eurotiales, Aspergillaceae. The transcript has 4 exons. The record is from RefSeq and is a predicted model, not a curated record. Gene Ontology annotation, molecular function: transmembrane transporter activity. The annotation marks the transcript as partial.
AUGUCGCCCCGUACUGAGGACUUCUCCCAGGCGAAGAAGACCGAAGAAGUUGAGGCAGUGCCAGGAACGGAGAUACUCUUCGAUUCCACAGGGCCAUCGUCCAAUUUCGAGCACCUGAAACACAUCGAACGCGAUGGUCAGCGUAUUCUGUUAAUUCCUCAGCCAUCGUUGACAGACCCAAAUGAUCCUCUAUCGUGGUCUCCAGUGAAAAAGGCCAUGGUCUUUGCCAAUGCCUGCAUUUAUAGUUUCCUGGGUGGUAUUACCGGCCCGAUCAUUGCAUCUGGUAUUAUCCAACUGACGGAGCAAUAUGACGCAUCCUUCCAGAAAGUUAAUAUUGCCGUGGCUGCAAACCUCAUCUGCACCGGAGUGGGCUGUUUUUAUUGGAUGCCUUUUCUUGUGAGGUUUGGACGCCGUCCCACGUACCUCAUCACGGCGGCGGUGAUGUGCGGGUGUCUGAUCUGGCAGGGAUUCGCCACUCGAACCACUUAUACCUCCUUCCUGGUCGCCAGAAUCAUCAUGGGCCUGGGUCAGUCGCCUAUUUACUCCAUCGCACCAACCACCAUUGCAGACAUCUUUUUUGUUCAUCAACAAGGAUCGACAAUUGCCUUCUACGGACUCUUCGUCCUCAUAGCGGCCCAGAUAGGUCCCAUGCUGUCUUCGUUUAUCAUCCAGAGUCUCGGACCAGCAUGGUCGUUCUGGAUCCUGGCUAUCGGCUUAGGUGCAAGCCUAAUUACGCUCUUCUUUACCAUGCCGGAGACCAUGUAUUAUCAUGAUCGUCCCAAAAUCGUUCCGGCAGAGGCAGGUAAAGACAACACGGCUCAUGUGGAAAGCGUGGGGCAUGUGGAGCGACUGAAGAAACGGUCUUAUAUCCGUGGAUUAUCGGUCUGGCCUGGGGGCAACCCGACAGUUGACGUUCGCGGAAUGGUCUAUCGGUCCUUCUUGUAUUGCCUCAACCCCAUCGUCAUCUGGGCUAGUGCGGUUUACGGUCUAUCGUUCAUCAGCCUCACCACCUUGGCUGCUACAGUUGCGCAAAUUUUCGGUCUACCCCCAUACUACUUUGACUCUAUUGGCUUGGGCCUUGUCUUCCUCUCUCCCUUUGUUGGAUCCUUGCUCGCAACUUUCUUCUGCAGCUAUAUUGCGGACAAGAUCGUAAAUUACUCGGUUCGACGCAACGGUGGCGUCCGGGAGCCUGAGAUGCGCCUUUUUUCUCUGCCAGUGGCCGCUGCUGCGAGCGCUGCGGGAUCGAUCGUGGUCGCGCUCUGCUUGCACUACCAAACACACUACAUGGGGCCCAUCGUUGGUUUUGGGAUCCUGACUGUGAGCAAUCAAAUUGGUGCCAACAUGGGUAUGUCUUAUCCCCUGGACUGUUAU